AAAAGUUCAAAAGAAUUCAAUCCAAGUCUGACUAUUGGGUACUCGCUACUGUCACUCGGCUACUGUAAGAGUUUCUCUCUCUAGCUCCCAACAAACGUUAUUGAAAAAAAACCCAGAAAAAAUCUCGAGGAGCACAGAGGAAAUCGGUCAUCGUGAUAUCUAUUCAUCGCACUCAGAUCUCGAGGUUUAGAACAAGAAGACGAAAAAUAAACUGAUUCGAUUCAGUUCAGCAAAAAGACAGAGCAUUUUGAUUUUGAUUUUUGGGAAAAAUAAAUUUUGAAAUGGAGAAGAACACGCCGGUGAGGAAACCUCACACAUCAACGGCAGAUCUGCUGACCUGGUCUGAGAAUCCUCCGGAAUAUUCGCCCUCGACGGCCUCUGCCUCCCGUUCAUCCGCCCGUUCCCACCAGCCAUCCGAUGGCAUCAGAAAGGUGGUGUUUGGAGGUCAGGUUACGGAUGAAGAAGUCGAGAGCUUGAAUAAAAGGAAACCAUGUUCCGACUAUAAAAUGAAGGAAAUGACUGGCAGUGGCAUAUUCAAAUCCAAGGGUGAAAAUGGAGCAUCUGAAUCUGAGGAUACUGAGCAGAACUCGGUGAACAAAACUGGAUUACGAAUGUACCAGCAAGCAUUGGCGGGAAUCAGUCACAUUUCUUUUGGUGAAGAAGAAACAGUUUCUCCCAAGAAGCCAACUAGUCUGCCUGAAGUGGCAAAGCAGCGGGAGUUAAGUGGAAAUUUGGAAAGUGAGUCCGAGGCAAUGUUGAAGAAACAAAUUUCCGACGGCAAAAUGAAGGAGCUCAGUGGGCAUGAUAUUUUUGCUCCGCCACCUGAAAUUCAACCUCGCACCUUGUCUGCUCGCGCUUUGGCAUUACGAGAAAGCGUUACUAUUGGAGAACCUGCAUCUGUCAAUGGUGCUGGAGGCCUGAAUAAUGGUGCUUUGAGUGAGGAACCAGUUGUCAAGACAGCAAAGAAGAUUCCUAACCAGAAAUUUGCUGAGCUUUCGGGCAACAAUAUUUUCAAGGGAGAUACACCACCUGCAUCUGCUGAGAAGCCUCUGAGUUCUGCUAAAUUGCGAGAAAUGAGUGGCAGUAAUAUAUUUGCCGAUGGGAAAGCUGAAUCUCGGGACUACCUAGGUGGGGUCCGCAAGCCCCCGGGUGGUGAGAGCAGCAUUGCUCUGGUGUAACUUGUUAGGUCUAACUCAACUGUUCAUUUACCUGUGUCUAUCUUAUUUAGAUGGGAUUUGUUUUCUUAUUAUACAUUGUCAUCAUCCUUUGGCUCUUCUUUGAUCUUAUUUAGAAGGGAUUUGUUUCAAUACGAUUUGUCCCUUGUGUGGUGGGUUUUGGUAUGUUUUAGGGUUGAUUAACAUGUUGAUCAGUGUUAUGAAGAGUUGGCUAAUUGGAUUGUAUUUACUGUUCUUUGUUCAUGUUAAUGAAGUGAUUGGCUCUACUGAAUUUGGUUA
Olea europaea var. sylvestris is the source of this 1454-nucleotide messenger RNA. RefSeq lists its product as uncharacterized. The transcript has 5 exons. The coding region runs from base 282 to 1178 and encodes 298 amino acids. The record is from RefSeq and is a predicted model, not a curated record. NCBI's taxonomy places the organism in Eukaryota, Viridiplantae, Streptophyta, Magnoliopsida, Lamiales, Oleaceae.